This is a messenger RNA of Pleuronectes platessa (European plaice), 2578 nucleotides long. RefSeq names its product WAS/WASL-interacting protein family member 2. The coding region runs from base 1 to 462 and encodes 153 amino acids. Lineage: Eukaryota; Metazoa; Chordata; Actinopteri; Pleuronectiformes; Pleuronectidae. The record is from RefSeq and is a predicted model, not a curated record. The transcript has 4 exons.
AUGUUCAGGCGGCGGCCCCGAACACAGAGUGACAGAUCCACGUGUUCCUUCAGAAGAGCGGAGCUCCCCAGGUUCCUCCUUCCGGAUCUCGUAACGGAGGUCGGGACGCUCCUCCUCCACCCCCCCCCGUACCGUGUCAACAGCUCUGCGAUCUCAGAGUCCCUCAACCGAGUGGGAAAACCUCCUCCUCCCUCCUCCUCCUCCUCCUCCUCCAUCUCGUCCUCCACCUCCUCCCGCACCCCGGCCGGACCUCCUCCACCUCCACCGCCCAUCAGGAACGGCCACUCCAACUUCUCCUCUUCCAAGUCCAUCAUAGAUGAUUUUGAAUCCAAGUUCAACUUCCACCCGAUGGAAGAGCUUCCACCUCCGGAGGAGUACAGGCCCUUCAACAAGGUCUACCCCAGCAGAAACAACAAGGGCAUGAUGAGAGGAGCCCCUCCAGCGCCGCCGGUCGGGAGGUGAACGGGCCUCAGCUCAGGACUUGAACUCUCAGUCAGCCGACUCGGUGGACGGUCAGGAGGGAGUGGUGAAGACGCACUCCAAUCACAAACACGCUCGACACUAAACACACACACUAAACACACACAUUCACUAACAUCAAACCAGCAGCCAGAAGCACAGUGGCCAAAAGAGUGAACACUACCACAGCACGCAGGUGGGACACGACUCGGAGUCACUUUCUCACUUUGCACGAGAGAAUCACAAACACUCGGAGACGAGAAGCCGUCUCCAGCCUCACGACUGAGACACCUGGACUUCCUGCUGACCGGAAGCAGAAGCCUCUGUUCCACACCACAGAUCAGGACCCAACUCCCAACGCUUCCACUCUGUGCAUUCCACCUUUUUAAAAUGCAUAUUCAUGAUGACAAUGCUGAUUUUCAUAACUCUGAAUAACAUCUUUUGUUUUGUUUAUUUAAUUGUUUUUCUGGUGUCAGAAUUAAUUUGCGAGGGAGAGAAAGAAAGAAUCAACGCUACGAAUGGAAACUGAGUUUUCAGCAGAUGAAUCCCACUGAGGUGUUGAAGCAGAACUGAUGAGGGGCUGGUUGAUGCUUUUAUUUUGGAGGGGGGGGGGUUGUCUGAGUCAUUCCAGCUGUGCAGGUGAGGCUGCGUUUAGAUCCUCUCGUGUCAGAGGCCAAAAGCAGGUGAAGUCAGGUGAGCUGCAGAGAGAGGAAUGUCUCCACACUGGUUUUCUAUAGAAAGAUCAUUUCUUCUGGAUCGUGGACGAGAUGAAUCACGGGAACAUUCAGCCUCACUGCUGGUUCACUGUCACGUUCAGAUCGGGUCGGUUUCCUGCUUCUCUUCUUCCUCAUCUCUCCUUCAUCUGGGGACGUUUUUAUUUCCAUCUUCACUCGAUGUUGCACAGGAGCUGAUCUGCUCCACUGAGACACUGUGCACGAGGCUCAUUCAUGCACGUGACACAUCAGGAUCCCGUUCACAUUGAUGUGAAACAGGAGGAAGCUGAUGUGUGCGACCAGCUGUCGUUCACGUAGCCAGCGUCUCUCUCUGGGUCCGAGGCUGAAUUGUUCUUUGCUCUUCUGGACCGUGUCUUGAUGAUAUUUAGCUGCAGAGUUGUGGAGGAGCUGAUCAGGGAUCAGUUAUCACUUUCUGUGGAUUUCCUCUUCCAGGGAAGUCCGUGUUAGAUCUCCACUCUGUUCAGAAUCCCCAGUUGGACCUUGCUGCUGGUGGCCAGUGGGAGAAGCACGACGUGGCCACAGGAGGCGCUGUUGGGAAGUUGCUCUGCAGUUUGUACAGAUUGGAGCUGGGAGCAGCGAACCAGAAACAAGAGGAACACUUCAGGGCCAGAUGUUUGAAGAACAUGGAGCUUCUUCACUACACUUUGCUUUUAGCUUGACUUUAAAACACUAAUGACAUAUUCAAAGAGACCAAGCAGGAGAAGUGACCACGAAGAAGAGCUUGUUCAGGGCCGACUCUCCGUUCUCAGCCAUGUGGCGCCCCCUGCUGGUCUUUGCCUUACACACAUCUGUUGUCUCUCUCCGCGGUACCAGUGCUUUUAUUCAGAUUUAUUUUGUCUUAGGGGGAAGAUGAUGACGUCAGAGUAAAUAAGAAACGAGUCUAUUUGAAAAGGCAAUAAAUAUUGUGUAUUUACAUAAUGGAAUAUGUUAAUCAUAGUUGUUGAUCUAUUUUGAUGUUGUAAAAAGGUUGUAAUAUAGGAAAGAGAGAUGGUGAAGAGGUGAACAUUGAGCAGACUCUCUGGAUGUGUGACCUCAUGAGGGUGAAGGAGCUGAACGGACGUGUGACACUUUGUCAACAAGAAUAAACUUUGGGGAUCAUGUUUCUUUACAAACAACAACAUCCAGCAGGCGGGUGAACGAGGGAACCUGGUGGCUGAUGGACACGAGAAACACAAAGGACAAAUGAAAGUCCACUUCCUGUCCAGCGUGUGCGUUCACCUUGACCCACAGGUGAGGCGUCACGCUGGUCUCCUCAGGUUCUCACCUUGUCUCUACUCUAACAAGAAGAAACCAACCUGUGGUCAUUUCAUGUUAACCAACCCUUGUUUUUAUCAUUUGAAAUAAAUUCAAAUAAAUGUCUUCCUGUCGGGGAAAAGGGAACCUGA